UUGUGCGCCCGACUACUCCAGGUAAUGGCCAGCCAAAUGAACCUCUCCAUUCGUUUGAAGCUGCUGCUGCUGCUGCUGCUGGGUGCCGCUAGCUGCGCCACCGGCCUGCCCCUGGGCGGCGAGGAGGAGGAGUCCCCCCCGGUCAGGCGGGCGCGCGAGCUGGACCCCGGCACGGCGGACUUGGAGGCCGUGCUGCGGCUGGUACGCGGCCUGCUAGACGUGGCCACAGGCAGCGCCGUGGGCUCCGCGACCAGCCUCAGCGAGGUGAAGCUGCUGCCCGACGCGGCCGCCCUCAAGAAGCUGCUGCAGCAGUCGCCGCCGCGGGACCCGGGGCUGCUCGGGGACGACGGCGCCGCCGAGCGCCUGGGCCGCGACGUGCUGCAGGACCUGCUGCCGGAGAUGCUGGAGCGCAGCGAGCAGUCGCUGGACCACCUGCUCCAGGUGUUCAGGGACACGGUGCUGGUGCCGCUCGGCAGCGCGCUCGAGUUCAAGACCCUGCCGCAGGGCAGCGCGUUCGGCGGCAUGGCCGUGGCGCCGCAGCCCAACCUCUACGGCCUCAACGGCAACCCCAACGACCUGCUGGGCAACCUCAUGGGCGGCUUGAAGCUCUUGUCCUCGUUGAAUCAGAUUUUCGAGAAGUUGAGGCUGUUUGUCUGAACAAGUGUUCUAAAGCGGUCGGCAUCACUUCAAGGCUUUAAAGGUACGAUUUACCUGACAAUGUUUAUUUUGAGUUUAAAUAUUAUCAAAACUGCGCCAGAAUGUUAAGCGAAAAGUAAUCUGAACAUGACGAGAUAGGUUAAACUAUAUAUACAGGGUAAUUAUAACGGCCGUGAAACAUUAAAAACAUCGGUACAGUGAAAUGUCUAAGAAUUAUGUAUAAAAUUAUAUACCACGUGAAAGAAAAACCUCUCAUAGUUUUUUUCACUAGUUAUAAAUGUUCUAUGUGUCCACCUUGCGUCACACGACACACAUCUAAUCGAUAGUCCAAUUCUGCCCAUACCCGACCCAGAAUAUCAGAAGUGAUGGUAAGAGCAGCUGCUACGAUGCGGUGUCUCAAUUCGUCAAGGUUCUGUGGUAGAGGUGGAACAUAAACACUAUCCUUGAUGUAUCCCCAAAAGAAAAAAUCGCAAGGUGUCAAGUCCGGUGAUCGUGGUGGCCACGGAAGUAGCACUUGGUCAGCGGCCGCCCCACGGCCCAUCCAGCUAUGUGGCAAUGUCUCGUUUAGAUAAUCUCGUACCACAUUGUGGUAAUGAGGUGGAGCACCAUCUUGUUGGAAGAUGAAGUUCCUGCUAUCAGCUUCAAGUUGUGGCAUAAGCCACAAUUGCAGCAUGUCGAGGUAGGUGAUACCAGUGACAGUUCUCUCUCUUGUUUGACAUGGCACAGAACACGUUAACUUUUGGCGAAUCUUGGACAUGUUCGAGAUUUGCAUGUGGAUUCUCUGUCCCCCAUAUGCGUGUGUUGUGUCGGUGACAUCCUGAGAUAUGAAAAGUGGCUUCGUCACUGAAGAUUAAUUUGCUUGCAAAGUCAUCGUCUUCAAGACGGUUCUGCAUGGCAAUGCAGAACUGCAGUCGGAGCAAUUUGUUAUCGUGGCUGAUGGCUUGCAGAAGCUGCACUUUGUACGGCUUCACUCUUAAUAGCUUAAGAAAAAUUUUCCACACUGUUGGCUGAGAGAUGUUCAAUUCUGCACUAUUCCGAUAAGUAAGAAUUUUAUACACUGUUGGCUGAGGGAUGUUCAAUUCUGCACUAUCCCGAUAAGUUGACUUCUUGGGACUCCGCACCAUCACGUCCCGUACACAAUCCACUGUCUGUUGUGACACGCCUGGCCGACCGGACCGUUUUGCGUCGCACAAACAGCCGUCUUCCUCGAAUUUCUUGUACCACUUUAUUAUGCUAUUGUAAACUGGCGGUGUUUUGUUGAACUUGCCACGGAAAGUUCUUUGGACACUCACUACCGAUUCGCUACGGGCGUAUUCAAGCACACAAAAAGCUUUCUCUGUCUGGUUCGCAGCCAUUUUCAGCAACUACAUGCACUAGCGCCCCUGUCGUUUGUUUUUUAAAAUAGAUUUUUGGCGCUACAUUCAAUAAAAAACUUUGAGAGUUAUUCUUUCACGCGGUAUAUAAUUUGUUACGUUAUUCUUUUCCAGUUCGCUGUACCGAUUUUAUGAAAUGUUUCACGGACUUUAUAAUUACCCUGUAUAUAUAUAUAUAUAUAUAUAAACACAUCUUUCUCUUUGAAAUAUAUUUCAUGUUACCUAGACAUUGUCUGGUUGUAUACAAUAUAUUUUUUUUGUGUUUUCAAACAUUAUGGCAGUGUUCGAUAAUUUUUACUGUGAUAGUAAAUUGAGUUAUAAGUCAUAUUUUAAUUAUGUAAAGAUGCUUCUUGACUCAUGUACAUAAAUUAAUUCCAGAAAUAAAUUAAUUUUUAAUAUAAUUAACUAUGUUAACCUCGCGAAAUAUAAAUUUGAGUUUAUGAAAACAUAGUUGGCUACAGAAUUUUUAAAUCUGUAAAUAGUAUGGUUUUAUGCAUAAAGUAUUUUGUCGAAAAAAAUAGAUUUUUUUUCUGGAAGAAAGAUAUGCGAGAUCGUGCGACACGGUAGAUAAGUAAUGAAUGACCCUAUUAUAAUUCUGCAUUUUACGACUUUUAUUUUUUUGUUGUAAUUUAUACGAAAUCUUAUUCAGGAGAUAAUUUUCAUUCAGGCCUUGUGUUAUCUAGUAGAUAUGUAGUAACAUUAUUUUUUUAAAUUUUGUUAGGUAAUAUUUAUUACGAGACGGUUUUACGUGUGUAUUUGUUACUUUAUUAAUUAAUGCUAUUUUACUGUUAAAAAAUUACAUAAAUAAUUUAACAAUAAUAAAUAAAUUAGGUUUUUUGAAAAUAGAAUAAAUGUUUCAAAUAAAUAAUAACUAUUUAAUAUACUUCGACUGCUUUGAUUAUCACUGAAACAAUGUCUACACCGAACCCACUAUAUUAGCAAAAGUUACAAAUAUCUGUAUGGUUUUAUGGAAAUAUGAAAAUGUGAAUUAGCCAAAUGUGUUUAUGUCGGUUUUAGAGCAGUUUUCACCAUCAGUGAAAAAAAGAGUUUUAAUCUUGCUAAAAUUUUUAAUAAUUUAGAUCAUAUUUCCUACUUUCAAGUAACACUAAAACAACUUAAUUAUAAUAAGUAACAUUUUAAUUUCUCAAGGAAAAGCGGUACCGAGGAGGUUUUAUCGCUCGUCAAAAAUUAUUCUGUUACGUAUGACGAAAUGCCUUCUGGGAUUUUUUUCGAGUCAGCAAAGUCGCAGUGGAACUUGUGCUUUUUCAUCUAAAUAAAAAGCCAAUGAAAAUUGUAUUUUCCACCUGUUAAUUGCAAGUUGAAACGAUGUGAACUUGUAAGCAAUGCCACUACUAGCUUUCACCGGCUCCGGUACAAAGCUAAAACGUUAAAAAUUUACAAAAUAAAAAAGUUAUUUAAACAUCUCAUAGUUUUGUUUCUUUUAAAAAUGCUUCAGUGCUUUGAGUCAACGUCAUCCUUGCUUCUUUCGAUCUAUAUAUAUAUAUAUAUAUAUAUAUAUAUAUAUAUAUAUAAAAUUUUGAUUUUUAUUCUCAUCAUACUAAGACACCUUAGUGUCGAGGGUUCCAGAGAAGUCAAGGGGUAAUGAUGGAAUUUGAUGAGAAAGAAACAAGACAAGCCGGGCUUGCCCACAAUCCAACAAUAUUGUUACGUCAGAGUAGCUAUUAUCCGUGCUGGAAGUAAAGUAAAACUAGUUUCGCACUACUUAGAACGGUCAUUGAUAGAGACCCGCAGAAAUCGAGAAACACUAGUGAUUUGUUCUUGUAGUAGAAAUUAUGUAAUAUUAUUUUUUAAUUGUAAAUUUGUUGUUUUAUUUUUUUAUACCUGUCACUAUUCUAGUAUUUUUAAUUAAAUUACCUUUUUUGUAUUGAUCAAGUAUCGUAUGAAGCACCGUAUGCGAUCGAAUCAAUCAUUUUUUUAACAAGUGAUUUAUUUGAUAAUUCUUGGAAUUUUUUCCCGAACUUAUAUUCUAAUAAUGGUGGCUAAGAUGGCCAAAAAGAUGGUACAUGUAAAGGUAAUAAAUAAUACUGCAUUCUAGCAGGUCAAAAUUAAAUUAACAAGGUGGCAGUACCUUUAUUGGGUGAUGCUAUUAUUCUUACAAAUUAAAAAUAAUUACAAAUCAG
Molecule: messenger RNA, 4171 nt
Organism: Bacillus rossius redtenbacheri
Lineage: Eukaryota; Metazoa; Arthropoda; Insecta; Phasmatodea; Bacillidae
Exons: 2
Coding region: 25-657 (210 amino acids)
Source: RefSeq, a predicted model, not a curated record